UUUAGAGACAUAGCGGUCAAAUGGUCUCAUCUCUCUUAAUGUGCUUUAGCUUCGGAAUCCUUUUAAUAGCCAUUGGAUUUCAAGUUCGAACUACUACGUCCGUAUAAGUUUCAGUUGCUUCUGAAUAUCACCUUCUAUAUAUACCCCCAAAAUCACACGGCGAUCCAACACUACCCCUUUAAAGUAAUCCUAUAUUUUCGUUUCCUGUUUAAACCCUUUUUAUCAUUUGAUAUGGAAAAUGGUCGACAGCCAAUGAAAGUCGUGAUCAUCAACACCAAGUACGUGAAGACGGAUGCCACCAGCUUUAAGUCCGUCGUACAAGAGCUGACCGGCAGAGAUUCGAAGGUUGCGACCAACUCGCCGAGGCCGAGAAGCCGGUUUUACGAGGAACAAGUGAAGAAGAAAGAACAGGCCGGGGUUCAGACAGCUGCAGGGGUCGGAAGUAGUACUUCUUCUAGACCGGGGGAUUCGAUUUUGAUGAAAAAUUUGUCGUUCAAGGAGUUGGAAAGGUUGUUAAAAGAGAUGCCUCCGGGGGAUGAUUUAUGGUGGAAUAUGGAUUGAUGUUGCACGAAUUUUAUAACCCAUAGUUUUCAGGUAGGAGGGAAGGCUAAAUUAUUUUGAUCUAUAGCUAGAAUGGCUGCUGCUGCUGCAGUGGUGUGUUUUUAUACUAAUAAUUGCAGGGACAGCAGCAAGCCAUUCUAAUUAUGGAUUAAUUUAGUUAUUCCUUGUAUUAUUCAUUCAUUAUUUUUUAUGCUAUAUAUAUCCCAAGUAUAA
Gossypium arboreum is the source of this 774-nucleotide messenger RNA. Its product is annotated as VQ motif-containing protein 1-like. Bases 232 to 561 code for a protein of 109 amino acids. NCBI's taxonomy places the organism in Eukaryota, Viridiplantae, Streptophyta, Magnoliopsida, Malvales, Malvaceae. The record is from RefSeq and is a predicted model, not a curated record. The transcript has a single exon.